AUGGAGUUUUUAACGAGUUCGUUGGAUUCGUUAAUUCAAUCCAAAGCUUUUUGUUCCUACGGGAAAGGGUUAGCGUUGAAUUUAGCCCUCCUUGAAGAUAUACUUCCAACAUUAAUACACUCCUUAUGUCCAGAAACAACUAUACGAACGUUUGUUGCUCUAAAAGAGUUUGUGAUAACUCAGUUACUUGGAGAAAAAAAUUUACAAAUUAAAAUAAAUAGUAAGAAUGUAAUGCAGAAGCGGAGCUUUGAUAGUAGCAGUAAUACAAUGAUUAAUACAGCUCGAGAACAACAUAAUUUAUUGGUGGAAGAAUGGAAUCCUCGGUUCAAGAAUCUUUGCCUUAGAUUAAUUGAUCUACUAGAACGCCACAUGUUUCAUUAUGCUUGUUCUAUAGUCAAUUCAACCGAAUGGCCUUUAUUAAGUGUUGAGGACCAGAAUCGUGUUAAUGAAUUUGGACUCUUCAUUGAAAUGCGAAUGCCUAGAAUUGCCCCACCUCGUCUUUCAAGUGCUUCAGGCCAUAAUUAUUGCAAAAGAUCGUCUUCUGUGGGGAUUUAUUCAAGCCAUCCAGAGAGGGAAUUAAUUAGAAAUGAAACAACAGUAGUUCCGGAAAGGGCUAGGUCAAUGGAAAGGAUUAGAGGAGGAGUUGAUGGACGUGCUGGGAGUAGUAGACGAACUAGUAGACAAAUAAGCGGAGGUUCCUACUCGAGACCUUCUUCAUUAGCUAUUCAGGUAGAAGAGGAGAAUUUAUAUGAAAGUGAUCAAACAAGUGUAGCAACAACUACAGUACAACUUGAAAAUGAAUUGACAACUCAAAGUGGCACAAAAAACGAGCAGAAGUUGGAGAAGGAAACAGCAACUAGAAUCCCUGAAAAAACCUCAGAGAAAAAUUCCCCUAAUAAUAAAAAUUCAAAGGAUCCGAAGCAAGAUGAAGAGGAAGAAGUUUUAGAGAAUAUUCAAUCAACAUCGACAACUACAAUUGAUUGUAGUGAUCAAUCCUUACAAAAUUUAGAGAAUCAAAAAAGUUUGAAGGAAAAUGAAUUAUCAAAUACGGAAGUUAAAAAUGAUGAAAAUUUUGCUGAAAAAAUUUCUGAAAAUUUAAUUAUAAAUGAGCAAAUUGAUGGAAAGGAGGGAAGCAAAGAAGAAGAUAUUCAAGCAAAUACAGAUCGAAGGGUAAAAUUUUUUUUGAAUUUCUGUCUGAAUAAUAAUAAAUAUUAAAAAAGCGGCACUCUCCAUUUAAAAAAGUCCACUUUCAAAAAACCCUCUUUCAAUCAAGAGGCACUCCGGCACUCCCUCAUACGACACUCUCAGCC
Molecule: messenger RNA, 1310 nt
Organism: Meloidogyne enterolobii
Lineage: Eukaryota; Metazoa; Nematoda; Chromadorea; Rhabditida; Meloidogynidae
Source: the annotation of a GenBank genome assembly